UUUCUCUCUUUCUCAAACCUCUCUUAUGAAAUCGCAUGCGAAAACCUCGCAGCUACUCUGAGCCUUAAAACCCCUUCUAAAACCCCUUCCAUUUCGAAAUGAUUCUCUUUAGAACUUCACCGUUUUCUAGCCAAAUCAAACUUCUCUUCAAAAACCAGAACUCUCUUUACAAGCACUUCCCUCCUUCAUCGUCCUUAAUAAUCAGAACCCUUAAUUCAUCUCUCCAGGAACCAACCAAGAAGCCACUUUCUCUGAUGUUUGAAGAAGCAGUUGGUUUAACCGAAAAGACUGGUGGAAACGAAGGGCAGAGCCAAGACGAAAAGAAUGAGCGAACGAGAAAAGUAAGGGAAUUGGAGAGAGAUGUUCGGGAGUUCAAAGAAAACCCAAAGCCCCAAGUGGAAAAGGAAGCCAGAGAGGGAGUAGAGAGGGGGAAACCCAAGGAAGUUAACUGUUUGGCUGGGUUGUUUGGGGGUGAAAAGAUGGCGAAAUCGAGGAGAAAAUCUGGGGAGGUCACGGUUUUGAAGGAUCUUUCGGUGUUCGUUAAGGUUUUCGUUAGGUAUUUGUAUUCAAAAGGGUAUUUUGACAAAGCUAAUUUCUUGGUGGACAACAAGUUGGAUUUUGGUUACUUUGAUAAUAGUUAUGGCAGAGAUUUCAUCAAGUCUGCUGCUUACAAGUUUGGUAAAGAUAAUGAAGAGAUUGCAAAGUUGUUGUCAGGCAAUCACUUGAAGAAAGUGGCGGUCUUUGGUUGCCCUUCCCUUGAUAAAAAUAACGUCUUUCCUGCUAAGAGGUUGCGAAAAAUCUUUACAAUUCAAGAAGACACUGUUUGCAGUCAAUGCAUAUUAAAGGAUUCAUGCAGGUUUGCUAAUAAGGGUGUGUCGGGAAUUGCUAUGGAGAGCUUGCUUCUAGUCGAUGUAAUGAAGGUUAUAAUUUUGUAUGCUUUAGAGCAAGAGCAUCCAAAGCUCGCAGUUCCUGAAGAAGUACGUGAUUCAGCCAACAAAUUGCUGGAGGAGGUUGUAAAGCUAAGCCAAACCACAUGACAGGGCUUCUAAAAUGUUCCUACAGGUACUUGGGGUGAACUCAGCUGUAACUUCUUCACUUUCAUUUUGGCUGUUUACAUCGAUUUGUUUUAGAUCACGUGUUACAUAUUAUGGAUAUGAUUGUGAUUUGCGAGGAAUGUCGGUAAAGAUUUUUUGGUGGCAUAGAUGAUCUCAUCAGUAGACAAGCAUAUGAUCCAGCAAAACAAAUGAAUUGAACCAUAUGCAUGUAUCAGCAAAACAAAUUUGAUUCAGGGUCCGUUUGCUGCUUACAGUACACCAAGUGACCAGUUAGAGGCAUAGCUUUUUUCAUUGACUGAACUUGUUUAUAUUUUCUAGUUUAUGGGAUUCUCUUAUGGAAUUUAAUGACGG
This is a messenger RNA of Hibiscus syriacus, 1406 nucleotides long. RefSeq lists its product as uncharacterized. Gene Ontology annotation, cellular component: cytoplasm. The record is from RefSeq and is a predicted model, not a curated record. The transcript has 3 exons. Lineage: Eukaryota; Viridiplantae; Streptophyta; Magnoliopsida; Malvales; Malvaceae. The coding region runs from base 99 to 1037 and encodes 312 amino acids. Gene Ontology annotation, molecular function: mRNA binding.